AUGUCGAAAGCAACUUUGGCCGUCAUCGCGGCUGCCACAGCACCAGCAGCCGCAACAACAACUCCCCCUCCCCCUUCAAUCGCUGGCAACACCAAAGUCCCCACUGCCAUCCCAGCACCUCCCCUCGCCGCAAAAGCCACCGCCGGCCCCGUCAACCCCGCCGGCAUCCUGCAAUAUGGCUUCCCAGGCCCCAUCGCCGACGAACUCUCCACGCUGCCCCUGCACGGCGCCUACGACCGCCGCACUCGCAACCCGGCCUGGGUGGCCGAGCACAUCACCCCGCAAUCCCUGGCCCUCAACAAUGCCGACCGCAAGCACAGCACCUUCGCCGAGGACACCUCCAUCCCGGCCCUGUUCCGCGCCAAACUCGCCGACUACUUCCGCUCCGGCUAUGACCGCGGCCACCAGGUGCCCGCCGCAGACGCGAAAUGGUCGCAAGGCGCCAUGGACGACACCUUCUACCUGAGCAAUAUGUGCCCGCAGGUCGGCGAGGGGUUCAACCGCGACUACUGGGCGCAUUUUGAGGACUUUUGCCGCAAGCUGGCAUCGCGGUACCCCUCCGUGCGGGUCGUGACAGGCCCGUUGUAUCUGCCUCACCGUGAUCCGGAUGGGAAGUGGCGCGUUAACUAUGAGGUGAUUGGCAACCCGCCGAACGUUGCGGUGCCGACGCACUUUUAUAAGGUGAUUUAUGCCGAGGAUGGGGCCAAUUCGCCCACUAGCAAGGUUGCGCUUGGCGCGUUUGUGCUGCCGAAUGCGCGGAUCCCGAAUGAGAAGAGUCUUUCGGACUUUGAGGUUCCUCUGGAAGCGGUGGAGCGUGCUUCUGGGCUGGAGUUUGCUGCCAAGUUGGAUCCUAGCCGUCGCCGUCGGUUGUGCCAGGAGAUCAAGUGUGAGAUUGUGGUGCGCGAGUUCAACAAUGCCAAGAAACGCAGUUAG
Penicillium daleae is the source of this 933-nucleotide messenger RNA. Its product is annotated as DNA/RNA non-specific endonuclease. Gene Ontology annotation, biological process: apoptotic DNA fragmentation. Lineage: Eukaryota; Fungi; Ascomycota; Eurotiomycetes; Eurotiales; Aspergillaceae. Bases 1 to 933 code for a protein of 310 amino acids. The record is from RefSeq and is a predicted model, not a curated record. Gene Ontology annotation, cellular component: nucleus; mitochondrial inner membrane. The transcript is spliced from 2 exons. Gene Ontology annotation, molecular function: metal ion binding; single-stranded DNA endonuclease activity; RNA endonuclease activity.